GAUAGUUUCACGCUACAUAAUUGAGCACUUCAACGAUACGCGCAAAUAUUUGAGUCCUUUUGGCAGACAGGUUAAGCUAUCUAUAAAUUUAUCAGAGUAGCUCGAAUAUAUUCAAAAUUGUCUUAAUAUGACGCUUGUGUUGGUGAUUGUUGCCUAUUGCUUUCCGUAGUGAAUGUAAGUGUAUUGUGUGGGCUUCUGGGUCGUAGACUUAUGUUUUCUAUUAUCUUUUCCAGGCUUCACGCUAUUUUGCAUGCUCAACUAGUACACAAAGUACUUUCUGACUUGACACGAACCGCUACAGUUGUAUGCCAUGGAACCUCCACAUAUGCUUAUCCCAAGCCCAAUAUUUCAUAAAAGAAACAGAACCAUGUCCCAAUCAGAAGGUGCCUCUAAAGGAGAGCAUGGUAGUGGAAAAAUAAUUAGCUUUUGUCGUGAUAAAGGACAUGGUUUUAUUAAACCUGAUAACAGUGAUGAUUGUAUUUUCGUGCAUGUUUUUGAUAUCGACGGUGAAUACGUGCCUAUCGAGGGAGACGUUGUGGAAUAUCGUAAGAUGCUCAUCCCUCCGAAGAAUGAAAAGUACCAAGCAGUUCACGUUAGAAUAGUCAACCUUAGUCCAGAAAAGCAUAAAACCUGGGAUGAACCAGCCUAGUUCUACAUUUAAUUCAAAUAACUGACAUCUUGGUUGGUAUUUUCAAAAACCGG
Molecule: messenger RNA, 702 nt
Organism: Schistosoma curassoni
Lineage: Eukaryota; Metazoa; Platyhelminthes; Trematoda; Strigeidida; Schistosomatidae
Source: the annotation of a GenBank genome assembly